GCUCGGAGCGUGCGGCCGCCCCAGCCCGGCCCGGCCCAGCCCGGCCCGGCCGCGCUCGGGGGACCCGCGGCCGAGCGGGGCCAUGCGGGGCCGGGCUCCGCUCCGCUCCCUCCCGCUCCGGCUGCUGCUGCUGCUGCUGCUGCUGCUGCUGGGCUCGGCGCGGGCCGCGGCCGCUGAAACUUCUCUCCAUUUGCCAGCACCAAAAAAUGUGGAGGUUCAUUCCUACAACUUCCAGAGUUUGCUGAGGUGGUCUCCUGUCCCAGUGGAGAAUGGCUCGGUGUUAUACACGGCCCAUUACAAAACAUUGUUCUACGACACCUGGAGCGGGAUGGGCUGUGCACAGACCCCCCAGACGUGGUGCAGCUUCCCCCCCGAGCUGCGGCGGCGGCGGCGCUGGACGAUCCUGCUGCGGCUGCGGGCCGAGCUGGGCCCGCGCGCCUCGGCGUGGGUGCACACCCCUCCCUUCGUGGCAGAGACAAACACCACUCUGGGCCCCCCGAGGGUGAACAAUGUCAGUGCCAGCCCUGACUCUCUGCUCCUCAGUGUCAGCCCCCCCUUCCCCCCUGAGCCUGGGGACCUCCUCCAGUACCUCGUGUCCUACUGGGAGAACACCACCAGUCCCACAGAAAAAAAGCUAAGUGAAAGCAAGACACUAUUCCAAAUUGGAAAUCUAAAGGAGUCAACACUUUAUUGCUUCAGCAUUCAAGUGCAGUUGAAGAUCUACUCAGGUCACUUGUUAGAAGGGCAGCAAAGUGCCCCAGAGUGUCACAGAACUGCCCUCAGUGAGGCAACCCGAGAUGGGUACCUCAUCCUGUUUCUCCUGGGGUUCGUGGUUGUAAAUCUGGUGGUAGCUGCUUUCCUGUUCCUCUGGAAACGCCGCCAAAAAAUCAAAUACUGGGCUCAGCCACCUCUGGAAAUCCCAUCCCACUUCAAGGAGUUCCUGAGGGACCCUGGCUUUGAUGGCUUGGAGGAGCUGUACAGUCCUGCUGAGGAGGAGCCCCAGGCUCUUGUGCUUGGAGAAGGAGGUGGCCAGGAGGGUGAGGAUCCUUCACCCAACACCUCCAGGGCCAGGGCAGUGAGUGUCACCUGCCCCAGCACUGUCCAGAGGCUGCUGGCAGGAGAGUCCUGAACACAGAGUCUGGGGUCACAGGAGAGCCCUGAACAUGGACCCUGGGAUCACAGGAGAAUCCUGAACAUGGACCCUGGGAUCACAGGAGAGCCCUGAACAUGGACCCUGGGAUCACAGGGCAUUCCCUGGGGACACAGGAGAAUCCUGAACACAGAGCCUGGGGUCACAGGAGAAUCCUGAACAUGGACCUGGGAUCACAGGAGAAUCCUGAACAUGGACCCUGGGAUCACAGGAGAAUCCUGAACAUGGACCUGGAAUCACAGGAGAAUCCUGAACAUGGACCUGGAAUCACAGGAGAAUCCUGAACAUGGACCUGGGAUCACAGGAGAAUCCUGAACACAGAGCCUGGGGUCACAGGAGAGUCCUGAACAUGGACCUGGAAUCACAGGAGAAUCCUGAACAUGGACCUGGAAUCACAGGAGAAUCCUGAACACAGAGCCUGGGGACACAGGAGAAUCCUGAACACAGAGCCUGGGGUCACAGGAGAAUCCUGAACAUGGACCCUGGGAUCACAUUAGAAUCCUGAACACAGACCAUGGGGUGACAGGAGAAUCCUGAACACAGACCAUGGGAUCACAGGACAAUCCCUGGGCUCACAGGACAUUCCCUGGGGUCACAGGAGAAUCCUGAACACAGAGCCUGGGCUCACAGGACAUUCCCUGGGGUCUCAGGACAUUCCCUGGGAUCACAGGACAUUCCCUGGGCUCACAGGACAUUCCCUGGGGUCCCAGGACAUUCCCUGGGCUCACAGGACAUUCCCUGGGGUCCCAGGACAUUCCCUGGGAUCACAGGACAUUCCCUGGGCUCACAGGACAUUCCCUGGGGUCCCAGGACAUUCCCUGGGCUCACAGGACAUUCCCUGGGGUCCCAGGACAUUCCCUGGGAUCACAGGACAUUCCCUGGGCUCACAGGACAUUCCCUGGGGUCCCAGGACAUUCCCUGGGCUCACAGGACAUUCCCUGGGCUCACAGGACCAUCCUGAACACACACCCUGAUGCUCCAGGGGCCUCUGCCCAGCUCCCCCAGCUCCUCGCUCUGCCCAAAGCGCUGGGAAGAGGGAACGUGGAAGGGGAAGGAAAGGAACACUAAAUUGCCUGGAGACAGGUGGAUAAAAGGGGUGAAUCCCCACCCCAGCUUGGAGGAAUAACUGCACUUUAUUGGUGUGGGAUAACCUGGGAUCUUCCAGGGAGUGAAGAGCUGCAAUUCCAUUUAUGCUGGUUUUGUUUCUGUUGCCAAUAAUACUCCCAUCACACCCAGCCCAGCCUGCUUUCCUGAUUCAUUUUAAGUGCAGGACAAACUAAAAAGAAAUGUGUGGGUACUUUCCUCGGCAUGAAGCUGUGCCAGGAGCCCCUCCCAGAGAGCUCUGCUCUUAUCUGCCUCCUCCCACCCUCCUGGAAGCAUUAAUCUGCUGCUGCAGCCCAGCCAGGGCCCUGCACACCACAAAGGCCCCCAAAGGAAUUUUGCCCCGGGUUUUUCCAACGUGUAUCCGUCACUGUCAGACACUAAAACCUCUCGCUGAGCACCAGCAGAAGGGAAGGUGACUGAGAGUUCUGGUUUUAGUGCCUUAAAGCAGAAGAGCCCAGGUUAAACCCCACAUCAGCCCCUGUGGGGUCUGGAGUGUCCAAUAAAGCACAAAGAACAAGUGAACCUCUUCUGUACUAAAAAAAAAAAAGGGGUUAUUUGAUUUUUUUCCCCCUGGGUUUGAUACUAAUUGUUUAAAAAAACAAUAAAAAAAGUGGGGUUUUUUUUGGAAGUGCCUGGUUGGAGGGCCCUGGCAGAGCUGAGGUGCCCCAGCCUUUAUAGGAAGAGCCCAGGCCAGCAGCUGCCAAAAGCUUCACCAGGUGUUUCCUUGCAGAACAGAUCUAAUCCCUUGGGAUCAGGCUGCUGACAGGGGAGCUCCAGGGAAGCCUGACUCGUGUAGGCAUUGCCAGGUCAGCACCAGGUUUGCUUUAAUCACCCACACCCACAGCUCACAAAAAGGAACCACCAAACUCAGCCAGAGGACAGAAACAAGGUUAAAACCCCCUGGGAAUAUCUGUGUGUAUUCCUGAAUAAACCCUGCACUGGACUUGUGUCAGGGAGCGUGGUGUUAAAUAUUUUUACACAAACAAUUAAAAAGCAUUUAGUGGGAGUAGCUCCAGGGUUGCUGUCACUGAGCCCUCCCUGUCCCCUUGGCUUGUGAGGUGUAAAAGUGCCCUGUGGCACUGGGAGCCAUUCCCUGGCUCCUGUCCCUCCAUCCCUUGUCCCCAGUCCCUCUGCAGCUCUCCUGGAGCCCCUUCAGGCCCUGCCAGGGGCUCUCAGCUCUCCCUGGAGCUUCUCCUCUCCAGGUGAGCACCCCCAGCUCUCCCAGCCUGGCUUACAUGUUUGAGUUGCAAGUCCAGGCUCAAGCUCCUGGCACUGGGAGUAGUUCCAGGGAUUAGUUCAAGGCCUGACCUCCUAAAGAACCCAACAAAUAUUCCCAAGCUCCUGGGCAAGCAACCUGAGAGGCCUGGACCACAGCCUGCCUUUACUGUGUGGGGCAGGCCUUGUGCAAAGGUGAGCUGCUGUACAAAAUUCACUGUUUGGAGCACCUGAGUGCACUUUUACUGCAGCUUUCUGGAAUUCCAACCAGUGGGAUGGGCUUCCUGCAGCCAGGGCACAAGGGCAGCUCCAAACUGGCCCUGCAGCAAUUCCCACCCAGAGCAGGUGACAAACAGUUCCCAGUUCCCAGCACAGCAUUUCCACUCAGCUCCUGACACCACUGAGGCAGCAGCUUGGAUAUGGGGAGGCUGUAGAAGCCCUGGGAGCCAGGGGAGAGGCAAAUGCUGUAAAAACCACAGAGAACUCGUGAGAAGGACUCACCCCAGCAAAUGGAUCUACAGGGACACUCCAGGGACAUCAAACAUCCUCAGCCUCACUUUCUGUUUCACCCCACUGAGAUGAAACUGGAUUUCAAUAAUUCAUUAAUGGAAACGGCCAUAAAAUGUAAGAGAUAAAUACAUUUUAACUGGGGCAGUAGCAGCCCUAAAACUGGGUGUGAGUCACUGCUAGAAUUUACUGAAAUUUGAAAUUAUUACAAGGUUAAAUCCAUCCAUAUCCCAUAUCCUUUUAAGCAGAGAGGGAAAAAGUCAGGAAAACUCAUUUAUCAGCAAACAGCUUCCCUGGAGACAGUGACACUUGCCCAAGUAGCCAGGUUGCUACAUUGCUCUGACUCAUUUAUUCUUUAUAUCAAGUACAACUGGCGUCAGUUUGUUGGAGUUUUUUUAUUCUAAUAUCAGGAAAUACAUUAAAUACCAACUGGUAUCUCUUACACUGAGCAGCAUGAAAUUAAUUCCAAGGACUGUGGUGCCAGCAAAUGUCCUUUGUGCCAGAGCCAUCACGAGUCAGGAACACUUUGCUUUGCCAUGCACAACCUGCUGAGUGUAGGGACUUGCUUAAAAACCCAUAACCUUUUACCAAAAGAAGAAAAAAAAAAUCUAUUUUAUAUUUACCUGAACAAUAAUAUAAAAUGUUUAAAAUCAGCUCUUAUCCCAGCAGGGCCCCUGCUCUGGGAUGGGCUCUGUCCUGUUUGCUCACUAAGUGUUCCCUGAAGCCCCGGACACGGGUGGAGCUUUGGAAGAGGAGGAAGCUGAUGGGCAAGGCAGGGAUGUGGAGGAGAAAGCCUGGAGCUUGCAGCAGGAAAGCCUGGCAGCCUGCCAUUCCCUUUGAAAUGAUGGGUGCUGUCCUAUGCACUUAUCCACAAGCGUGUCCUGGCCACGGAGGAGCUUCGGACAGAGCCUGCAAUUGUCUCACUUCCACCAGUUUGGGAAGCAAACCAAGGACAAAGGACUGGGAAUUAUCUACAGACAAGAACCACAUGGCAACUAUGGACCGAGCCAGCAGGGAGCUCAGCCCCACAGCUCUUCUGUUCUCCCAAACUUGUAGAUCAGGGUGCUGA
Molecule: messenger RNA, 5045 nt
Organism: Vidua chalybeata
Lineage: Eukaryota; Metazoa; Chordata; Aves; Passeriformes; Viduidae
Gene: IFNGR2
Product: interferon gamma receptor 2
Exons: 7
Coding region: 83-1129 (348 amino acids)
Molecular function (GO): protein binding
Source: RefSeq, a predicted model, not a curated record